CUUCGCUGCUCAUCGACAAGAAAGAAAAACUCAGAUCUCUUCUGCUCUUUCCAGCUGAACCCUAUAUUUCCCCAAUCUCAAGAACCCUAAUUUCGCUAGAGGAGAAUCAAAAGGAUGGGAAAGAACGAUUUUCUAACCCCGAAGGCGAUGGCGAACCGGAUGAAGGCCAAGGGACUCCAGAAGCUCCGAUGGUACUGCCAGAUGUGUCAGAAACAGUGCCGCGACGAGAACGGCUUCAAGUGCCACUGCAUGAGCGAGUCUCACCAGCGCCAGAUGCAGGUCUUCGGCCAGAACCCCACGCGCGUCCUCGAGGGCUACUCCGAGGAGUUCGAGACGACGUUCCUCGACCUCAUGCGUCGGAGCCACCGUUUCUCCCGCGUCGCCGCCACGGUCGUUUACAACGAGUACAUCAACGACAGGCACCACGUGCACAUGAACUCGACGGAGUGGGCGACGUUGACGGAGUUUAUAAAGUACUUGGGGAAGGCUGGGAAGUGUAAGGUGGAGGAGACGCCUAAAGGGUGGUUCAUUACUUAUGUAGAUAGAGAUUCGGAGAGUUUGUUUAAGGAGAGGUUGAAGAACAAGAGGGUUAAGAGUGAUUUGGCUGAGGAGGAGAAGCAGGAGAGGGAGAUAAGGAGACAGAUUGAUAGAGCUGCUGAGAUGUUUCAUGAUGAUGAUGUUGAGAAGAGGAAAGAUGAAGACUUGGGGAUGAAGAGUGGUGUUAAGGUUGGGUUCUCUCUUGGCGGAGGGAUUAAAGCGAGAGGGGAAAGCUCGAGCUCGAAACAACAUGUGUUUGAGGAGGAUGAGGAGGAGGAGAGAGGGGAGAAGAGGAAACAAAGCGGAGGAGGAGACUCUGAGAGAAGAUCGUCGGCUUUGGGUGAGUUGAUGAAGGAGGAAGAGAAGAAGAAGGAGAGGAUGAAUAGGAAAGCUUACUGGCUGUUCCAAGGGAUCGUUGUGAAGGUGAUGAGUAAAGCUCUGGCGGAGAAAGGGUAUUAUAAGCAAAAAGGUGUUGUGAGGAAAGUGGUUGAUAACUUCGUUGGGGAGAUUGAAAUGAUUGAUUCUAAGCAUGUGCUACGAGUUGAUCAGGAGGAGCUCGAGACCGUGCUUCCACAGAUUGGAGGGUUAGUGAAGAUUGUGAAUGGGGCGUAUCGUGGUUCAAAUGCCAAGUUGUUGGGUGUGGAUACAGACAGGUUUUGUGCUAAAGUGCAGAUCGAGAAAGGCGUCUAUGAAGGGUUCAUCUCAGAGGUUGAAGCAUUUUUGUUCAUUAUGGAUCAUCUCUUUGAGUGAUGACCAAGGUACUGCAGAUGAUUCUGUUUCAGACAUGUUCUUGCCUAGAUGGUCUUGGUUUUUAAUUGGUUUACUCAAUAGCAACCAUUUGUACAGUACGUCAAUAUCUACUUAUGCGAUGUAGUUUUUUUCAUAUGGAUUUAACAUCACCAUGUAGAUCAAACGUCUACAUGAAACUUUAAUCUGUCUGGAACUUGAGCAGCAUCUUGUCUUUGACGCAGUUCUUUUACAUGUAUAACAAUAAGACAUUGUGUGUGUA
Raphanus sativus (radish) is the source of this 1546-nucleotide messenger RNA. Its product is annotated as KIN17-like protein. Gene Ontology annotation, molecular function: double-stranded DNA binding. The transcript has 2 exons. The record is from RefSeq and is a predicted model, not a curated record. NCBI's taxonomy places the organism in Eukaryota, Viridiplantae, Streptophyta, Magnoliopsida, Brassicales, Brassicaceae. Gene Ontology annotation, biological process: DNA damage response; DNA replication. Gene Ontology annotation, cellular component: nucleus. Bases 115 to 1287 code for a protein of 390 amino acids.